Molecule: messenger RNA, 4182 nt
Organism: Condylura cristata (star-nosed mole)
Lineage: Eukaryota; Metazoa; Chordata; Mammalia; Eulipotyphla; Talpidae
Gene: ZNF74
Product: zinc finger protein 74
Exons: 5
Coding region: 396-2390 (664 amino acids)
Biological process (GO): regulation of DNA-templated transcription
Source: RefSeq, a predicted model, not a curated record
UGUCCCUUUGUGGACCCCUCUGGUCGGUUUGUCCUCAGCCGAGGGUCCUGUCUGCCAUACACCCUCUGUGUCCACUGGCUCCGGGAGGCUUAGCCGGAGACUUACCCUGGCCUCGGGCCCUGUCCUCAGGAGAACGGUGUGACGGGCCGUGUACAGGGCGGGUGAUGGGGCGAGAGCGCAGCCUGGGGUGUGGUGCGCUGGCUGAGCAAGACUGACCCGCACCCCAGUGGGCUUGUGAUCGUUGAGCCGCGAUUGCGUGUGCAAUCUCCCCCGGAGCUCCCUUGCAGGCCGCCGACCCUGAGCCCCAGGGGCAGGACCCGCUCCUCUGGGGCUAGCCUGGGGCCCAGGAGGCUGCAGAGCUGCCCAGUCUCCGGGAGACGCUGCCGAGGGGCGCCAUGGAGACCCCUGCCCCGAAAUCCGAGGAGACAGCUCCACCAUCACAGGACCCCGCUCUUCCCCUCAAAGAGAAUCCAGAGGAUAAAUUGGGUCAGGGUCUCCUGGAAGCCAGGUCUGAGGAAUCAGUGACUUUCAAGGAUGUGGCUGUGGACUUCACUCAGGAGGAGUGGGGCCAGCUGGACUCCCCUCAGAGGGCCCUGUACCGGGAUGUGAUGCUGGAAAAUUACCAGAACCUUCUUGCCCUGGGGCCUCCAGUUUGCAAGCCAGAUGUGAUCUCCCAUCUGGAACGAGGAGAGGAGCCAUGGUGGGUGCCCAGUGAAGUCUCUGGAGGGGCUCGUGCAGAGUGGGAUCCUUUGCCUGAGCUUUCUCAGCAGCAGGAUUUUCACAAAGAAGAGCCAUUGCAGGAGCCAAUGAUAGAGUGGCUGGUGAGACCCAGUCUUCACAGCUCCAGUUCAGGCACCAGAUGGUCCUGGGAGGGCCCUGCAGGGGGAGCUCUGUCCAGAAGUGAGACUGUUCUCUGGAGGCAAACACUGGACAGCUGUAGGGGUAUUUCCAUGGAGAAAUGCUGGCAGGAGUAUGAGGUUUCUGAGGAUUCUCCCCUCAGGUACACCAUCUUCACCCAGCAGAGCCUUCUUUCAGAUGGAGGCUCUCCUGACAACCACUUGGAGAAUUUGCAACUGAGUGAGACAGUUACCAAACACCAGAGAGCAUACCCAGGAAAAAAUAUGUGCAAGUCAAAUAAACAGGGAAAAUACCCACUUGCCAGCAGGCAGCAGGGAGCCAGUGCCAGAGAUGAUCUCUUUGUGUGUAGUGAGUGUGGGAAAGCCUUCCAUCAGAACUCUUCCCUCACUCUGCACCGGCGCUGGCAUGCACGAGAGAAAGCCUACAAAUGUAAGGAGUGUGGCAAGGCCUUCACCUGGAGCACCAACCUCAUUGAGCACCAGAGAAUCCAUACUGGGGAGAAGCCCUUCUUCUGUGGCGAGUGUGGGAAAGCCUUCAGCUGCCACUCGUCACUUAACGUACAUCACAGAAUUCAUACUGGUGAAAGACCCUACAAAUGUAACACCUGUGAGAAGGCCUUCAGCUGCAGCUCACUACUCAAUAUGCACCUCCGGGUCCACACUGGGGAGAAGCCCUACAAGUGCAGUGAGUGUGGGAAAGCCUUUAACCAGAGGACUCACCUGACUCGGCAUCACAGAAUCCACACUGGGGAGAAACCCUACAAGUGCAAUGAGUGUGGGAAGGCUUUCACUUGUCACUCAUCCCUGACCGUGCAUGAGAAAAUCCACAAUGGGGACAAGCCAUUUAAAUGCACUGAAUGUGAGAAGGCUUUCAACAACCGUUCUCGCCUGACUCUCCAUCAGAGGAUACACACAGGGGAGAAACCCUUCAAGUGUAGCGCCUGUGGGAAGGGCUUCAGCUGCCACUCCUACCUCAUUGUGCAUCAGCGGAUCCACAGUGGGGAAAAGCCCUUCAAGUGCAACGAGUGUGGAAAGGCUUUUAGCUCCCACUCCUACCUCAUUGUGCACCAGCGGAUCCAUACAGGCGAGAAACCCUUUGACUGCAGCAAGUGCUGGAAAGCCUUUAGCUGCCACUCAUCCCUCAUUGUGCACCAGCGGAUCCACACAGGGGAGAAGCCUUAUAAAUGUAAUGAGUGUGGCAAGGCAUUCAGCCAAAACCACUGUCUCAUCAAACAUCAGAAAGUCCAUUCUGGGGAGAAGUCACUGAAAUGUAAAGAGUGUGGUGAGGUGUUCAGCUGGAGCGCCCACCUUAUAGAACACCAGAGAACACACAGUGAAAAGAAGCCCUUUGCCAUCCAAUUCAACAAGCAUUUACUGAGCACAUACUACAUGCCCAGUACCCUGCUGGGUGCAGGGGGUACAGGAGUAAGUAGUAUGGACUCAAUAAAUGCACUGGAUGUGGCAAAACUCCUGUGUGUAGUUCAGCCCCCAGCCAGCAGAAAUUUCGUGCUGGGCACCAAACCAGGGAAUUAAUAUAACUUUUCCUGAUAGUGGUCCAUCCCUUCACCCGACCCAAGGGUGAGCUGGGGAAGCAGGGUGGCUCAUGUACAUAUGCCGUUGGCACUUCCAGAUGGCAAGCCUACCCUCCCAUGCCAGGCCACCUCCUGGAAAUGGACCCACCUCAGAAGAGAAGAGAUGCUGGCCAUUUGGGGAUGCAUUUUCCUUGAUGAGUUUGGAAGUCACUGACAAAGGGAAUCAUCUUUCCUGAAGUUAAAAAGUAGAUAUUUCUGUCAUUGCCCUCUGACCAGAUCCUGGUGUUUCAAUCUGGAAUAUCCUCUGUGAACUGUUACAUUUAGAGUAACAAUAAGAAUCAUAAUAAAACCGAAGAAUUGCAAGCAGCAGUACUUCCAGUGAACAUUAUUAUUUUCUAGGAGCAGGUGGUGAGGGCUUGGCAAGAAGCACAUUUCCUGGACUUACCCUGCAGAGUUGGUGACAGUGCUAUCACAGGAUAGCCCAGCAGCAGGGUAGCUGGGGACUGAUGUGACAGCACCACAGUUGACCAUUUAGUCCAUGGGGGUAAAUUAGGAGCUCUCAGGCAGGUGCCUGGUGCAUCCAGAGAAGAUGAAUACAGAAUGGAUGUUUCCAGAAGUGUGCCUUCACCCAAGCAGGUGAGGCUGCCCUGCAGAGCCUUUCCUUGGCACGUAGCUGAGCUCACCAACUCAGCUCCACUGGAGGAGUGCUCCAUGUGCUCUCCACAGAGGACUUCAUCUGGAACUAGUAUUAGUUCAACUUUGUCCUAAGCGAGUAUAAGCUGCCUUCCAGUGAUAAUACUUUAUGUUUGUAUAGAGGCCUAUAGUUUAUUAAAUGCGUUUAGCUUACCUUUUAAAGUAUGGAGGCAAAAUAGCCACAUUUCAAAAAAUGUGGAAUUGAAGAGGUAGUGCCUCUCUCAAUAAAACCGCAUUUCGCACUUUGAUGCAUUACCGUCUGCUUUUUCAUACUGCAUUUUUACAUAACUCUGAACAUGGUGUGUAUAUAUAUAUAUAUGUGUGUGUAUAUAUGUAUAUACAUGCACAUAUAUCAUACAUAUAUAUCUUUCUAUCAUUUUUCCACAUAGCUGCGUGGCAGAAUUUUUUCAAGUAUGUGAACUGUCUUUGGAGUCACAAUUCUAAAUGUAGGCAUAGUAUUCUGUCUGUUCCAUUAGAUCUUUUGUUGGCUGUUAAAGUUAUCUCUGUUUUUCACUAUUACAAGUCAUUCUUCAUGAGCAUCUUUUUGCAUUAUGCUUCUUUAUUGUUUUAGAGUAAUUACUUAGAAGUAAAAAAUUUUAGAUAAAAAUCUAAAAGGGAUCACUUUAAUAUGUUUUUGGUUGUAUGGAUACAAAGUAACAUUGACCAUUACGAAGUAACCGAUCAGCAGUACUGCCCCCCUGCACACCCCUCUCUGGACAUAGGCUGGCUGGGAGCUGAGUGUGUGCAAAUCGUCUUUGCUCUGCUCAGUGUGGGUCCUGGGAGCGCAAGUCAGCCUGGCAUUCUGCAGCCCCAGGCCCUUUCUUCAUGACAGAGAAAAUUCUGUUUUGUGACUGUGUUGGUAAAAGAUAAAUAUAAUCUAGCCUGAUUCAUUAUUGUCAUACUGACUUCUCUUCUUUGGAAAGAAAUUAUAAAGGAAACAUCUUUGUGGGGUAUGGACACCCUACAGUGUGCACCACAUGCCAUUAGUAAGCAGUUGAAAGCAGCACCUUACUAUUCUGCUUCACACCUUUGGUAAUUAAUGAAGUAGAAUAAUGAACAUGUUCUUUUUUAUUGUUUUAUUUUUUGUGUAGAACUGGGGU